Pistacia vera is the source of this 1503-nucleotide messenger RNA. Its product is annotated as probable glycerol-3-phosphate acyltransferase 3. Lineage: Eukaryota; Viridiplantae; Streptophyta; Magnoliopsida; Sapindales; Anacardiaceae. Gene Ontology annotation, cellular component: membrane. The record is from RefSeq and is a predicted model, not a curated record. Gene Ontology annotation, molecular function: glycerol-3-phosphate 2-O-acyltransferase activity; phosphatase activity. The transcript is spliced from 2 exons. Gene Ontology annotation, biological process: cutin biosynthetic process. Bases 46 to 1503 code for a protein of 485 amino acids.
UAGAACAACACCAUCUUCAACUUCAAAUCCAAAGCAUCCAGUAACAUGCAAUCUCUCAGGCUCCCAUUUCGCCUUGUCAAUGAACAACAACAACAACAACAAUCAUCACUUUCAAACAAGACUCUGAUGUUUCAUGUGGAGGGGGCUCUGUUAAGGUCAUCUUCCCUUUUUCCUUACUUCAUGCUUGUGGCAUUUGAAGGUGGAGGGAUAAUAAGAGCACUUCUACUCUUUCUUUUAUACCCUCUGGUUUAUUUGGUUGGGGAAGAAAUGGGUUUAAAGAUUGUUGUUUUUGUGUGCUUUGUGGGGAUUAGAGAGGAGAGUUUUCGACUAGGAAGAACUGUUUUGCCCAAGUUCUUCUUGGAGGAUGUUGGUUAUGAAGGGUUUGAUGUAGUGAUGAGACAUAGGAGAAAGAUUGGUGUCAGUGAAUUGCCUAGAGUUAUGGUGGAAGGAUUUUUGAGAGAUUACUUGGGAGUUGAGGGUGUUGUGGGCAGAGAAUUGAAGAGUUUUUGUGGGUAUUUUGUUGGUUUAAUGGAGGAAAAGAAGUGGGGUUCCAAUUUUCAUCAUGAUAUUAUUGGUUUUGGCUGCUCCAACAAAUCCUUAAAUCAGAAUCUCUUUUCUCACUGUGAAGUGGUUUACUUGGUGAGUGAAGCUGAGAAGGCAAAUUGGCAAGUUCUUCCAAGAGAGAAGUACCCAAAACCUUUGAUCUUUCAUGAUGGAAGAUUGGCUUUUAGACUAUCUUCAAAGUCCACCUUAUCUAUGUUCAUAUGGAUUCCAUUUGGGUUCUUUUUAUGCAUCAUUAGGAUUAUUAUUUUCUUGCUAUUGCCUUACAAGUUUUCCAUCCCAAUCUCAGAGUUUAUUGGGUUGAGAGGUACCUCAUCAAAACCAAAAACUUUCUCAACCCCAAUUAAGACAAAUGAAAAUUCAAAGGGUCUUCUCUAUGUGUGUAAUCACAGAACUCUAUUGGAUCCGAUCCAUGUUUCGAUGGCUAUAAUGAAACCUCUCACUGCUGUCACAUACAGUCUGAGUAGGUGUUCUGAGGUGCUUUCACCAAUUAAAACUGUCAGAUUAACAAGGGAUAGAGAGAAAGAUUCAAAGAUAUUGGAGAAGCUACUAAGCCAAGGUGAUGAUCUUGUGGUUUGUCCAGAAGGAACCACUUGCAGAGAACCUUAUCUACUAAGGUUUAGUCCUUUAUUUGCUGAGAUGAGUGAUGAUAUUAUUCCGGUUGCUAUUGACAUUCAAGUUGGGAUGUUCUACGGCACUACUGCUAGCGGGUUAAAAUGCUUAGAUCCUGUUUUCCUACUCAUGAAUCCAAUAACAAACUGUUCGGUAAAGCUGCUCAAGAAGUUACCAAAAUCAUUGACAUGUGAUGCUGGUGGGAAAUCAAAAUUUAAAGUAGCUGAUCAUUUGCAGGCACAGAUUGGUAAAGCCUUGAAGUUUGAGUGUACCAGUUUGUCAAGAAAAGACAAGUACAUGAUGUUGGCAGGUAAUGAGGGGAAAAUCUAG